UUGAAAAUCGAAGGGACCCUCCUCAGUUCAGAUGGAUCUCUUCAGUCGAUACUCACCAUGAAGGGUCUCCUGGAUUUGGAUGCCCAAAACUCCGUGUCUGGUGGCAAGCUGGUCACUGCUGCGUCCCUCUCUAGGCUGGAGCUGCUGCUGGAAUCGUCCCAAGCUGGCAUCUCUGAUGUCUCCACUCUAGUGCCCCACUGCAGAAGCCUCCUGAACGAAACGUUCAUGCCUGUGAUCAAUGCACACCUGCAUGUUGGGUUCCCGUUGCCUUCCAUCUUAAACAUGAAAUAUGAUAACUCUUCUAUCCAGGCUAUUCAAGGCGCUGUUGUGUUGUGCAUCUGAGCAAAAGGAUCCAUUACACAAGGAAGUUUGUGAAGUCAGUCCAGCAUGGAGGAAUUUCUCCCCAGUGCUCAUAGCAGACGUCCCACUGCACCUCCUCAUACUUCUUAUCUAUUUAUUUAUGUUGUUUAUAGUGUGUCUCACCGAAACUCAAGGUGGAUUGCACAGUGUACAUCUAUACCACGGAUACAAAAAAGAAACACUUUCAAAACUAGCCCUUUGCCUGUGGAAAAACGGAAACUGAAAAGAUCUUUAUCCCCCCCUCACCCCCCAUGGCCAUUAAAGGUCUCAU
Molecule: messenger RNA, 631 nt
Organism: Eublepharis macularius
Lineage: Eukaryota; Metazoa; Chordata; Lepidosauria; Squamata; Eublepharidae
Product: BPI fold-containing family B member 3-like
Exons: 6
Coding region: 58-342 (94 amino acids)
Molecular function (GO): lipid binding
Source: RefSeq, a predicted model, not a curated record